This is a messenger RNA of Thermochaetoides thermophila DSM 1495, 1563 nucleotides long. RefSeq lists its product as uncharacterized. The record is from RefSeq and is a predicted model, not a curated record. Gene Ontology annotation, molecular function: histone binding. The transcript has 3 exons. Gene Ontology annotation, cellular component: Set1C/COMPASS complex. Bases 1 to 1563 code for a protein of 520 amino acids. NCBI's taxonomy places the organism in Eukaryota, Fungi, Ascomycota, Sordariomycetes, Sordariales, Chaetomiaceae.
AUGUCUAGCCCAAACUCAAAACCAACAAUCCCUGCCCCCGAGCCUCCCCCCAAGCGUCGCAGAGUCCACGACGACGACGAUGACGACGACGACCAAAGCCGGCAAACCACCCCCCCCUAUCGCUCCCCUUCAACCAAUAACCGAGCAGGAAACUCCCCCUCUGUCAGUGUCCAUCUCCCCGAACAGAACCUCUCCAUCCGUCGGGGGCGACCAAGCAGCCUCCCUCGAAGCCGAAGCCGAAGCCGAGAACGAAACAGAGACCGAGACCGCAGCCCUGCUGCCAUGAACGACGACGAAAACCGGAGUCCGUCGGAGAAAGAAAAACAGCCGCCGCUCAAACCUAACUACAAACCCCGUCUCCUCCUGCAAGGCCAUACCGCGGCUGUUUCACAAGCCCGUAUCUCUCCCGACGGGAGGUGGAUCGCCACUGCCAGCGCGGACGGCACAGCCAAGAUAUGGGAUGCCGCCACUGGGCAACAUGUCGAUACAUUAGUAGGCCACAUGGCGGGGAUAUCCUGCGUCGCAUGGGCUCCCGACAGCCGGACACUGGCGACAGGGUCGGAUGACAAGUCCAUCCGGCUAUGGGACCGCGUAACGGGACAGCCCGCCCACGCCGUUACCCUCGUCCGGGCGGCAGCCCGAAGCGCGGGGAGCGCCAACGCCGGGAAGGGGAGAGGUCGCGGUCGCGGAAGGGCGAAAGAAAAGAACGGAACCGGCUCUGGUCCUGGAGAAGGGAAGGACGGAGUUCGAGGCGGGAGGACGGGCAAGCAAGCUCUUCUGGGGCACCAUAACUACGUGUAUUGCCUCGCAUUUUCGCCGAAGGGGAAUAUCCUAGCCAGCGGGAGCUAUGAUGAGGCCGUAUUUCUGUGGGAUGUGAGGGCUGGACGGCUGAUGAGGAGUCUGCCCGCGCAUAGUGACCCCGUGAGUGGGGUCGAUUUUUGUCGGGAUGGGACGUUGGUGGUUAGUUGCUCGACCGAUGGGUUGAUUCGGAUUUGGGAUACCCAGACGGGGCAGUGUUUAAGGACGUUGGUGCAUGAGGAUAAUCCUGCUGUUACCAACGUCUGCUUUAGUCCUAAUGGCCGGUUUGUGCUGGCUUUUAACCUCGAUAACUCUAUCCGAUUAUGGGACUAUGUACAGGGGACGGUUAAGAAGACUUAUCAAGGGCAUACGAACCAGGGAUUUUCCAUUGGUGGGUGCUUUGGUAUCCUCACCGACGUCGAUAACAGAAACAGCCCACGAAAUGAAGAGGAGCAAAAUGGCAGAAGUAUACGUCGACAACCGUUCAUUGCCUCGGCCAGCGAAGAUGGGGAUAUCGUCAUGUGGGACGUCAACUCGAAGCAGGUGGUACAGAGGAUCAAGGGGGCACAUAAAGGAGUGUGCUUCUGGGUUGAUGUGAAUGGCGGGACGAUGGUGAGUUGUGGACAGGAUGGAGCUGUGAAGGUCUGGAGGCAUGUUCCUCCUAGGAUGAAGAUUAAGAGGGAAGAGAAUGGGGUCGACGGGGAAGGGGAUGUGACAAUGGCAGAUGGGUCGGUGAGUGGGAGAGUUAGGGAAGAGGAGGUGUGA